Molecule: messenger RNA, 4307 nt
Organism: Pseudomyrmex gracilis
Lineage: Eukaryota; Metazoa; Arthropoda; Insecta; Hymenoptera; Formicidae
Gene: zfh1
Product: zinc finger protein 1
Exons: 10
Coding region: 1873-4086 (737 amino acids)
Biological process (GO): anatomical structure development; regulation of transcription by RNA polymerase II
Molecular function (GO): DNA-binding transcription factor activity, RNA polymerase II-specific; RNA polymerase II cis-regulatory region sequence-specific DNA binding
Source: RefSeq, a predicted model, not a curated record
UACUGCUAUCAUUUGGCUAUCGGGGUACGUAUACUAUUUGUUUUGUUAGAUUGUUUUGUUCUUUGCAAAACCACGUCGAAUGAAUAUAAAUUUUGGAUCAAUAAUGGUAUAGAUAAACGGAAUAAUUACCAAACUUGUAUGUAAAUAAAUCAUCUUAAUAUGCAUGAUCUUAUUUUACAGUGUAUGAAUCAGACAUUUUCAAAAACAAUCAAAUAUUUUAAGGAUCCAAACAGUAACGCACGCGUCGAAGGGGCACACGCGAGCGGUUGCUACGUUCUUGAUGCCUUGAUUGCGGCCGACGCACACGCCGACGUUGACGCACAGAAAGCGACGCAGGUAGGGGAUGUGGCGACGGCACGGCACGGCGGACAGACGGAUAUAUAGCACAUGCACGAAUCGCUCGAGGAUAACAUCUCGCGGCCCCAGGAAAGGCGGGGGUAGGUGCAGGAGCUGCGCGUUGGUAACGGCCGAGGGGGAAUAUGUGGAGUCAGGGCAGCGAGGGGAGCAACAGCGACGGUACACCGUAUGCGCGGAGGACGUAGGGGAAAGAUUUUAUCGGCCGGUAGCCACGAGGAUUGGGAGAGUGUGGGAGGAAAAGAGGAUGACGGAGGAGGGGGAAAAGAGAGAGAAAAGAGGAAGAGAGAAGAAGAGCAAAGGGGGAUUCCAGCGUGUCCAUCGCCAUGUCGGCGGAGGGAAAAGCCCGAUCUAAAUGUCGGAGGGAGGGAAGGUAUGGAGGCGAAACGGCGAGGGCGGGUAGACGGUGAACAUGCGGUGGUGGCGGCGACGCGUGCGCUUGACGGAGACGGUAGGUAGGAGAAAAUGAGAGAAGAAGCAUGGGGGCGGUGGCUGCGCGGCUACACGGCCGCCAUCACCAUCCGUCUCAUCCUAUAGUAAACUUCCAGAGCGAGUUCCCGAUCUGUUCCGUAUGUGUGUGUGUGUGUGUGUGUGUGUACGUGAUGUGUGUGUGUUAGAGAUUCGUGUUUUACCGGUGCUUCCUAGCUUCUCUACUCGGCGCGAGGUUGCUAGUAACGCAUCGUACCGUUUCUGCCUUGUUGCCCGCUCUUGUCUCUCUGCCAUGCCUUGACAUACCAUUUUGUCUCAUCCUCUUUCGCUUUUCCCGUCUCUCGUUCCUUUCUCGCUGACCGUCACGUAUCAUUCGUCGUGUCUUUUUCCCUUUGCCUCUCUUUUCUCUGUUUUUUUUCGUACGUGCUGUCAGCCACCGUCGUUGCAAUUUUCUUGUAUCGGGAUCGGUAAGUCGGGAGUGUGUUUAUAUUUUACUUUUGUUUCUUUUCCUUUUACACAUCUGUGAUGCGCGUUGGGAAGACGGGAAUUCUGAAUCAGAAGGUAAAGGUGAUGAAAGAGUGGUAGAUGGCUAGGGGAAAAAGAAGUGUAUAAAAAAAGUUAGAAAUGGAGGAGGAGAAGAAAGAAGAAGCGAUACAACGACAAGAAGAAGAAGACCUAUGUCGCGAUGAAAUAAACGAGGCUUGUCUCGAUCUACCGAACCGUUUGUAGGAGGAUAAGUUGCAACGCGAGAGAGCGAAGGGCGGAAUACAUGAUUGAGUGAUGAGAAGAGUAUGACUCCGCAUGCGCGCGUUGCGACAAGGUAAUCGCGAGAACAAAGGAUCAUCCGAGGUGAACACUAGAAAAGAAAGAAGUCGCGACGUUGAUGAUGCGCCACUGUGCCUUAGAACAUCGAUGGACAACGAACUCGUCGUGAGACGACAGUCAAGCUGACGACGAUCUCCGCCGCAGAGAAGGGAAUCUGGCCGCGACGUCAAGCCUAAGCUGGAGGUGGUGGAGGAGGAGAAGAAAGAGAAAGAGGAGGAAAAGGAGCCGCCGGAUAUAACCCUUGAGGCACCGGCUCGCGCGAAUAUGAGCAUGACUCUAGUUCGAAAUUCGUUCAAAGGCUGUACUAGCGAGGACGACGCAGGUGUCACAAAUACGGCGGAGGUGGGCGGAGGUUGCGCGGGUGGAGCACGUACUGCGGAAGGUGGAAGUUUUGUCGGCAAUGGAGGCAGUGGUAACGGAGGAACGCGCGGCAGUGGCAGUGGCGACAGUGAAGGCGGGUCGUCUGCAGCAAAGGAGCAAAACGGCGGUGAGAGGUGUCCUCAAUGUGACAUCUUCUGCCGGGACGUUUGCGUCCUGCAGCAUCAUCUCGAGAUCACGCACAAAGCGUCCUACACUGUUGACAAGCACGAUCCUAACGCCCAGUUCUCUCAAGUGUCCUGCAAGGUGUGUAGCAAAACUUUCGCCAACGUCUACAGAUUACAGAGGCAUAUGAUUAGCCAUGAUGAAAGCGCCGUUCUACGAAAGUUCAAAUGUCCUCAUUGCGAAAAAGCGUUCAAAUUCAAACAUCACCUUAAGGAACAUCUGCGCAUUCACAGCGGAGAAAAGCCAUUCCAGUGUAACAAUUGUGGCAAACGUUUCUCUCAUUCCGGAUCGUAUUCGAGUCACAUGACGGCAAAAAAAUGCUUGAUAAUGAAUUUAAAGAAGACGAGGCAAAACACUAUAAGCAAUGUCGAUCGAGGACCGAAAAAGGCGCAUCAUCAACCGUUAUCGGGACGGCGCGACGUUGAUGUAUUGACUGCCAACAAUAACACGUUUCUACCGAUUUUGCCAAAAAUGUCACUUUCGGAUUAUCAGGAGAUACAAAGAGAGGGAGCAGGUAUUUACGAUGUGCCGACUCUGUUACCUCAGAUGUCAGGAUUUGGAAGUUAUAUCCUGCAGUCUUCGCUAGGUAAAUUAGUGCAGUAUUUGCAUUCUAAACGGCUGGACGAGAUCACCGAGCAAUUCGAGACGCAUCGAGAAGUGAUGAGUCCAUCGACAGCGGAUUCUGAGGGAACAGAAGGUACUGAGGGCAAAGAAUCUCCUGCGUCAACGUAUUCGGGUCUUGACGCUGUUCGACGAAUUCUAGAAACUAUAAAUACGUCUGUGACGAAAGAAUUACUCGAGGCAAACGUGCGAAAGCUCUCUACAUCUCCGGCUACAAUGAAGCGAAAGUUCGAGGAAGAUUGUCAAGAUCAAGAUAGUGAAAUCUCCAGUGAAAUGACACAUUGUCCAGAUUGGACAGUAACAGAUCAAUAUGAUCAGCAGAGUGAAGGUUUGGCUGCAAAACUUGAAAACGCUAAUCAACAGACAUCGAAAUCAGGUAAUAAGAAAAUUAAGUACAGCUCUGAAACGGAUUCGGAAGAUGAGGACGAGAUCAACCAGACACACAACGACAAUGGCAAGAAAGUUAGAGCUAGGUCGCUCAUAGACGAUGAACAAUUAGCCGUUCUGAGAGGUUACUACGCCAUCAAUCCGCGACCUAAGAAGGACGAGCUCAACAUGAUUGCAAAUUAUAUUAAUUUUCCUAUUCGUGUUGUACAGGUUUGGUUUCAAAAUUCUCGAGCCAGAGACCGAAGAGAAUCAAAAGCAUCACCAGCUCUAAUACGUUUAACAGAUGAUUUAAUAGAAGAUGAUAUUCGUGAUCAAAUUUUGAAUCAUAUUCAAGUCAGUGAGCAGCCGUUAGAUCUAUCGAAAAAGGAGUCACUUACUAUAUCAACUACCAAAGAAAGCGAUACAUCGAGCAGAAAUACCUCAUCCCCUAGCGAGCAGAAGAUCGACAAUCCCGUUUCGAACGUAGACAACGAUGAUGUCGAAGAUUUGCCUCUCGUCAUAGACGAAGAGACUUCUACCGAUCCUGUCGAAGCAAAGUGCACACCUUCUAGUAGAGAAAUAAGCACGAAAAGUCAAAAUCAAGCAAAUACAAAAGGCGAAAGUGAAGCGGCACCUCAACCAGAAGCAACUCCCGUGGCAACGGAAACCGAGCAGGGUCUUUAUUUCUGUGAUCGGUGUGACAAAACAUUUUCCAAACACAGUUCCCUCGCGAGACACAAAUAUGAACAUUCCGGGCAAAGGCCAUACAAAUGCGUGGAGUGUUCAAGAGCGUUCAAGCACAAGCAUCAUCUGACUGAACACAAGCGGCUGCAUAGCGGCGAAAAGCCUUUCCAAUGCUCCAAGUGCCUCAAGCGCUUCUCUCACUCCGGCUCCUACAGCCAGCAUAUGAAUCAUCGGUACUCUUAUUGUAAGCCCUACAGAGAAUAAGAGUACUAUGCUUGAUCGUCCAUGGCCUGCUCGUUUACCUAUAUAUAUAUAUAUAUCAAGGAUCCGGACCGGACUGAAACCGAAACCGAUAACCGGACCGUAACCGUUAUUUUAGUCAAACCGAAACUGAAAACCGGCUCGAAAUAUUAUGUAGACUAAUGGACCGGAACCGUAACCGAACCGAAAACUAUUUCCGAUGUUUAUUUCGGUUCGGAUUUUUC